Marmota flaviventris (yellow-bellied marmot) is the source of this 2582-nucleotide messenger RNA. It is a transcript of the gene Triobp, whose product is annotated as TRIO and F-actin binding protein. The record is from RefSeq and is a predicted model, not a curated record. Gene Ontology annotation, cellular component: actin cytoskeleton. Gene Ontology annotation, biological process: positive regulation of substrate adhesion-dependent cell spreading. Gene Ontology annotation, molecular function: actin filament binding. NCBI's taxonomy places the organism in Eukaryota, Metazoa, Chordata, Mammalia, Rodentia, Sciuridae.
AUGGGCGGAUGGAAGGGGCCGGGACUGAGCUGGGGAAGGGCAGGGCUGGAGGAGCGGCGGGCGCCUGCCGAGAGGGGCGGCGGCGGCGGGGUCCCCGCGCCGCGGAGCCCGGACCGAGAGCCCCUUCCACUGUCCCGCCGCCUGGUCCCGCCGCCCCGGGGCGCCGCCAUGACGCCCGACCUGCUCAACUUCAAGAAGGGAUGGAUGUCGAUCUUGGAUGAGCCUGGAGAGUGGAAGAAGCACUGGUUCGUGCUGACAGAUUCAAGCCUCAAGUAUUACAGAGACUCCACAGCGGAAGAGGCAGAUGAGCUGGACGGUGAGAUCGACCUGCGCUCCUGCACGGACGUCACCGAGUACGCGGUGCAGCGCAACUAUGGCUUCCAGAUCCACACCAAGGAUGCUGUCUAUACCUUGUCGGCCAUGACCUCAGGUAUCCGGCGGAACUGGAUCGAGGCUCUGAGGAAGACUGUGCGUCCAACUUCAGCGCCAGAUGUCACCAAGCUCUCGGAGUGCAAUAAAGAGAACACGCUGCACGGCUAUGGCUCCCAGAAGGGCUCCCUGAAGGCUGGGGAGCAGCGGGCCGGCUCUGAGGCCAUCGGCCGGGCCGGCCCCCGGAAGGCGGAUGGGCCUCGGCAGGCCCUGGAUUAUGUGGAGCUGUCCCCGUUGACUCAGGGCUCCCCGCAGCGGGCCCGCGCUCCCGACCGACCGGCCAAGCAGGAGGAGCUGGAGCGGGACCUGGCCCAGCGCUCCGAGGAGCGCCGCAAGUGGUUUGAGGACAGCCGGGCCCCCGAGGUGCCCGCCGGCGAGGGGCCGCGCAGGAGCCUGGGCGCCCCGCUGACGGAGGAGCAGCAGAGCAGGCUCAGCGAGGAGAUCGAGAAGAAGUGGCAGGAGCUGGAGAAGCUGCCCCUGCGGGACAACAAGCGGGUGCCGCUCACCGCCCUGCUCAACCAGAGCCGGGGCGAGCGCCGCGGGCCCCCGAGCGACAGCCACGAGGCCCUGGAGAAGGAGGUCCAGUCUCUUCGAGCCCAGCUGGAGGCGUGGCGCCUCCGAGGGGAGACCCCUCAGAAUGCACGCAAGUCCCAGGAGGAUGGCCACGUCCCCCCAGGCUACAUCUCCCAGGAGGCCUGCGAGCGCAGCCUGGCGGAGAUGGAGUCCUCGCACCAGCACGUGAUGGAGCAGCUGCAGCGGCACCACGACCGCGAGCUGCAGCGGCUGCAGCAGGAGAAGGAGUGGCUGCUGGCCGAGGAGACGGCGGCCACGGCCUCAGCCAUCGAAGCCAUGAAGAAGGCCUACCAGGAGGAGCUGAGCCGCGAGCUAAGCAAGACGCGCAGCCUGCAGCAGGGUCCAGACGGCCUCCGGAAGCAGCACCAGUCGGACGUGGAGGCUCUGAAGCGGGAGCUGCAGGUGCUGUCGGAGCGCUACUCGCAGAAGUGCCUGGAGAUCGGGGCGCUGACGCGGCAGGCUGAGGAGCGCGAGGACACCCUGCGCCGCUGCCAGCAGGAGGGCCAGGAGCUGCUGCGCCACAACCAGGAGCUGCACACCCGCCUGUCGGAGGAGAUCGACCGGCUGCGCAGCUUCAUCGCCUCGCAGGGCACCGGCAACAGCUGCGGGCGCCCCGAGCGGAGCUCCUGUGAGCUGGAGGUGCUGCUGCGCGUGAAGGAGAAUGAGCUCCAGUACCUGAAGAAGGAGGUGCAGUGUCUGCGCGAUGAGCUCCAGGGGAUGCAGAAGGACAAGCGCUUCACCUCGGGAAAGUACCAGGACGUGUACGUGGAGCUGAACCACAUCAAGACGCGGUCAGAGCGGGAGAUCGAGCAGCUGAAGGAGCACCUGCGCCUGGCCAUGGCCGCCCUGCAGGAGAAGGAGUCCACGCGCAACAGCCUGGCGCAGUAGAGUCCUCAUGGUCCAGUCCAGCUGCAGACCCUCCAGCCCAAGGGACCAAUAGCCCUCUUUCCCUGAUGGAUGGAGUCAGAAGCCAAGCUUUCUCGCCACCCUGUGGGCCGCGCAUGCACGUGUACCAACACACACACACACACACACACACACACACACACCCCACGUGCACACUCUGCGGGUCUGAGCGCGCCCUGCACUGGGUCUUACCUGGCACCUUCUUCAGGAUUUUAUAUGUGAAGAGAUUUUUAUAUAGAUUUUUUCUUGCAGAACACUUUAUACUUUUUAAAAAGCAAUUCCUGGUGGUGUGUGCCCCAGCACUGAGUCCCCUGUCUCUAGUCCCCUGCUGGGGCGUCAGCUGUGGCCCUGCCCGGGGUCACAGAGGAGGCCCAGGCAGCAGCCAGGCAGGUGGCCCUGGUGAGGAGAGGCCACGAGCCAGCACCCUCCUCCUGCCUACCUCCCACUAACGACUUCCUGCCCUGGGUGGACCCACACCCUGGGACUCUGGACAGAGGGACCGAGGAAGCCAGCAGCUGCCCCACGGCCCACCUCCUCCUCCAAGGGGUGCUGGGCAUGGAAACGCUGGCGCCACCCAUGAGGGCGCUUCUCUCCUGCUCUGUGAACCUCCUUAACUUAAUAAAACGUUCCAGCAACUCCGGUUCCCUGGGUGGCCAGGCAGCGGGGAAUGGAGA